UUUACAGAAUGUCAGCCCGUAGGCCUGGGAAACCCUAACAGGAUUUUAGAUUCUCAAAUGAAUGCCGGCAGCUAUACUUCACGCUAUUUGUCAUAUUACGGUCGACUUGAUGAAAAAAGAGGUGCAAAAGCAUGGUGCCUGAAGACUUGGCCAAAAAACAGAGCCGAUUAUCUUCAAGUUGCCCUGGGUACUGAACAUUCUGUAUGUGCAGUAGCAACACAAGGAUCAUUUCUCUACCAUGAGUGGUUAACUGAGCUACAUUUUGCUGAUGUCAAAAGAUGGAGUAACCUGGGGCACUUGCAAAGAGAACAAUGCCGAGAUGGUGAGAUGAUAGUAAAGCCAUGAAUACAAUACAGUCGAAACUUCUACGAUGGCCACCUUAUUAGGGAGAAAAACAUGUGGCCGUUACGGAGUAGUAAGGGUAUUAAGUGUGCUCAUUUUAGUUUUUCUGGGACAGAUUGAAAUACUCUACGUUUUUCAAAUGUUACUAUAGAUACGCAGCACAAUGAAAUGUGUCAAUAAAACAGAACCAGAUCAGGUACAAUCCGUUUGUAUUUCAUUCUCUUUUGAACGCUGAGGGUAAGUUGUCUUCAAUUGCCAGUCUGGGAUGCGCUCUUGUCAAGACUGCUGUCGUUGAGGAGAGGUGGCUGUUACUGAGAGAGGAUAAAACGAAAGUAAAUGUAGGGAAUGUCCACCGCCGGGGGACAGAAAAGUGCUCAGGUAAAUUAAGGGGUGUGUCACGCAUUAUUCUGUUAAAUAAAUGAAGGGGUGGUCUAUCUCCAAAAGAAAGACUACGAACGAUUAACAUUAAAGUAGGCUGAGACUUUUAACUGGUUGAGUGAGCUUUAUUCCCGAUACUCUUUCUAUAGUAACUACUCUUGUAACCAUUUAUGCUUCAACUUAAGCUUUGUUCCCCAUGGGUUGCAGCACACAAGCAACUGAAAUUGUCGUUACUGAAAGGUUUUGGCAGCAUUGUUUAAAGCAUGCAGAAUUUAUUUUCAAAUGUAAUUGGAAAUGAGGUCUGUGAUACGGUCAUGCUUUACGCUUUACGGUCAUUACGUGACAUUUUAUUGCUUACGUGGCAUGGACACGCAUGUACAUGAAACCAUUGAAACUUUAUGUUGUAAGUAAAAUUAGUAAACGCUUAACCUAAAGGAAACUACAGUUCCGUAUAUGGAAAUUUGAUAUCAUUUUAAACACGGCUGGUGACCAGAAUUUACGGCAACAUCUUCUCAAAUUGAUUCAUCGAUUCAUGACAAGUGUAAACCCUUGGCAAAGUUUCGAGUCAUUAAUGUAGGAAAUGGACCGUCCCCUUUUCCUUUUUACAUGAACCUUCAUUGAUUGAUCCACGCCGUCACACAUCUGAUUGAUUGGGGUAAUAAAGUGACCGUUAGCACAGUUUCGAGUGAAUUUAUUGCAAAAAAAGUGUUUUAUUACUCCAUACUUUCAGUUGUCUCAAUUAUCGAAAAAUUAUUCCCUCUCAGUAAUACGUUUCAACAGUUGAACUUAACCAUUUCUUUUUUAAUGCAGUGUUCAAAGGAAACACAGAUCAGAAGACGAUUGUGAAGCAUUCCCUUGUAACUGCCGUGAAAGCCCGAUUUGUUCGGUUUUAUUACCUCACCUAUCACAGCUGGCCUGCCCUGAGAGUAGAAAUAUAUGU
Messenger RNA from Porites lobata, 1660 nucleotides. Lineage: Eukaryota; Metazoa; Cnidaria; Anthozoa; Scleractinia; Poritidae. The record is from the annotation of a GenBank genome assembly.